CCAUUGAUGUGCCACAAAACCCAAACAGUGAGCACAGCUGCUAGCGACGGGACCAUAGUAAAGAAAGAGGCGCAGGCCUAGCGUUAGUUAAAUUGUCCUGUUACAGUUUUGUGGUGGCAUCGGGACUUUUUGUGACGUCGUUGUCGCAUCUGUUGUAACUGAAGUCGAGUGGGGUUGUCUCAUGGUGUUACUAAAAACUGACAGAAAGUAGAGUGAAGAGGUUGGUUUAAUGUGCGUGGCAUCAAGACAAGAGGCACCAUGAGUGCGGAGCUGGAUGCACUGGCCGUGGUGAACCAGCUGCGAGAUCUUGCUGCAGACCCCCUGAACCGAAGAGCCAUAGUAGAAGACCAAGGCUGUCUGCCAGGUCUCAUCCUUUUUUUGGACCACCCCAACCCACAGGUCGUCUACUCUGCACUAUUGGCCGUGCGCUACCUGGCAGAAUGUCGAGCCAACAGGGAGAAGAUGAAGGGCGAGCUGGGCAUGAUGCUGAGUUUGCAGAAUGUCAUGCAGAAGAGUACGUCACCCGGGGAGACCAAACUGCUGGCCUCUGAGAUCUAUGAGAUCUUGCAGUUAGCUGGUAAAGAACAGGCCGAGCAGGCUGAGGCAGCGGCUGCUUCCUGCCAGCGUAAAGCCCAGUUCUUCCUGGGCUCCAACAACAAGAGGGCCAAAACUGUGGUGCUGCACAUUGAUGGACUGGAUGAUCCUACUCGAAGGAGCCUUUGUGAGGAGGCGUUGCUGAAGAUUCGAGGGGUCAUCAGCUUCACCUUCCAGAUGGCUGUCAAGAGAUGUGUUGUCAGGAUCCGCUCUGACCUUAAAGCUGAGGCGUUGGGCACAGCAAUCAACUCCACCAAAGUAAUGAAGGCGCAGCAGGUGGUGAAGACUGAUGAUGGAGGAGAGCUGAUUUUGCCAUUCCAAGAGGGCUCCGUGGUGCCGGUAGAGGAGAACACCGACAUCCCAGACUACCUGCCCGAGGAGGAGAGUCCGUCCCAGGAGCAGGACAAAGCCGUCACGCGCGUAGGCUCCAUCACAGACGGCAUGGGCUGGCUCAGCACGGCCGCCAACUUCCUGACACGCUCCUUUUACUGGUGACCACUUCCUGUGUCUCUCUCUCUCUCUCUCUCUCUCUCUCUGCUCCCUGUCUCCUCUAAAGUACCAUCCAGCUGCAGCCUUAGCGUCUCUCAGCCUCACCCCGGACUAAGCCCUGCCUCACGGCCCUACACUAGUCUAGACUCCCCCCUCUCUCUCCGCUAAGCACACAGAAGCCGGCCACAUGUGUGCGACAAGUGCUGGACUGCCAAGUGGAACCUGCAAUAACUUAAACUUGUGUAUAUACUGAGCUACAAAUCCCACUACUGGCUAUAUGUGCACAACUAUAUACUAGCUGCAUAUGUAUCUCACAAGACAUAGCCAGAGGACUUCAAAUCAGCCGAAACCAAAUAGCAUUCUGGAAAUGUGUAUGGCUGCGUUGACAGAGUUGAAAUGUGGCAGGUGUAUUUAAUUAUUCUGAGGCUGAUUUUGAUUACGUUGAAAGUUCCUUUUUUUGUGCAUGAUUUUUGGUUGCUUCCUCAAAUUGUCCUCUUUACGAUACAUUAUUUCCAUCUUUAAUUUUCUAAUUAAUUUUGUCUUCCCCCUUCAGUUUUAUUAGCAUGCUACGAGUCUUUUGUGCCAAUCUUGCCUGAUGCCUAGAUCUGUGACUGUUGUGUGUGCCUUUUUUUGACAUUUUACUUUAAUAUUUUUCCAUCAGUCAUUCAAAUAAUUUAAGAGCUCCGAGCAUGUCAGAUGUAACGCUCCCAGGUGGCCCUUAGCAGCAGCAGCCGGCCUCCCAUAGCUUGUAGCUGACUGAGGUACGUCUCUAUAGUAGAAAUAGAAAACUAGACACCAGCAAGAGGCCGCAGCCCAUUCAGCCACUGGCCCACAAGCAUUAUACUGUUGCAUCCUGAAAGAAGAACUCCUUAGCCGAUCAAUAUAACACCCUUCCUUGCGUUUAGCUGGACUCAUAGACAUGUUUCUAUGGCUGGACUCCUCUGAUGAUGCUAUAAUGCAGGAAUAAAAACCCAAUGUGAGCUUGCAGAAGCUGUGAGUUGACUGACAGCUCCUUGUGUUACUUGCACAGACUUUAGGCUACCUCUGCUUUCAGCCCUCUAUCUCACAUCAGCGUUACAGUCUUCUGUAGUUUUAGUAAAACUCUUACUCAGCAUGUGGAAGACAAACCUGUUAGCCGCCUGCUUGUCAAACGUUUCCCCGUGUUACCCAGACUCCCACUGGACAUCUUUUUUUUUUUUUUUUUUUUUU
Messenger RNA from Epinephelus fuscoguttatus (brown-marbled grouper), 2292 nucleotides. It is a transcript of the gene armc1, whose product is annotated as armadillo repeat containing 1. The coding region runs from base 259 to 1089 and encodes 276 amino acids. The record is from RefSeq and is a predicted model, not a curated record. The transcript is spliced from 7 exons. Gene Ontology annotation, molecular function: metal ion binding; protein binding. NCBI's taxonomy places the organism in Eukaryota, Metazoa, Chordata, Actinopteri, Perciformes, Serranidae.